Sorex fumeus (smoky shrew) is the source of this 1033-nucleotide messenger RNA. It is a transcript of the gene SYNGR2, whose product is annotated as synaptogyrin 2. Bases 40 to 669 code for a protein of 209 amino acids. The record is from RefSeq and is a predicted model, not a curated record. Gene Ontology annotation, cellular component: neuromuscular junction; synaptic vesicle membrane. Lineage: Eukaryota; Metazoa; Chordata; Mammalia; Eulipotyphla; Soricidae. The transcript has 3 exons.
CGGCGGCGGGGCAGCGAGGCUGGCGGCGGCGGCGGCGACAUGGACAGCGGGGCCUACGGCGCGGCCAAGGCGGGCGGCGCCUUCGACCUGCGGCGCUUCGUGGCGCAGCCGCAGGUGGUGGCGCGCGCCGUGUGCCUGCUCUUCGCCCUGAUCGAGUUCAGCUGCAUCUUUGGGGAAGGCUACAGCAACACGCACGAUGGGGGCCAGGAGUACUGCGUGUUCAACCGCAACGAGGACGCGUGCCGCUACGGCAGCGCCAUUGGCGUGCUGGCCUUCCUGGCCUGCGCGGGCUUCCUGGUGGUGGACGCCUACUUCCCGCAGAUCAGCAACGCCACCGACCGCAAGUACCUGGUGGUCGCUGACCUGCUCUUCUCAGGGUGUGCUCGCCUCGCUGGCCUACCAGCGCUACAAGGCCGGUGUGGACGACUUCAUGGAGAACUACGUGGACCCCAGCCCCGCGCCAGGCACGGCCUACGCAUCCUACCCUGGGGCUUCCGUGGACAACUACCAGCAGCCUCCCUUCACCCAGACGGCCGACGCCACCGAGGGCUACCAGCCGCCCCCCGUGUACUGAGCGCACCCCCUCUCCUCAGGGCAUUCUUAAAGGGUCUUUCGCCCGAGUGUCCGGCCACUGCUACCCCCGCGCCCACUGCCCCGCGAGUGCCUUAACUGCAGCCUUGGCCGCACUCCGGCCCUUGGGGUGCUCUGCCAAAGACGGGGCUGUGCCGGCCUGGGGCUCAGCUCCUCCUCACUCAGGGUCCCCCCACUCCUCUGGCUUGCUCAGGUGUGGGGGUACCACAGCCUGGGACUGCCUUCCCAGCAUGGCCAGUGCCUUCCAGGGCCCCGGGUAGCACCCACGCAUGCCUCGGGCUGGGGUGCAGGGGUCACCCGCUUCACGGUGUUGUAUGCUCUGCAGGCUGGUGGGCAGGUAUGGACCCUCAGCCCCCUGCCGCUCUGAAUGUAUGAAACGCCUUGUGGGGGCUUGCGGGCGCCCUGAUUCUGACUGGGAGAUGGAAUAAAUGUGUUUUUCUCA